Alternaria ventricosa is the source of this 1476-nucleotide messenger RNA. RefSeq lists its product as uncharacterized. The transcript has a single exon. The coding region runs from base 1 to 1476 and encodes 491 amino acids. The record is from RefSeq and is a predicted model, not a curated record. NCBI's taxonomy places the organism in Eukaryota, Fungi, Ascomycota, Dothideomycetes, Pleosporales, Pleosporaceae.
AUGCUUCGUCCUAGGACUCUCGUCUUCGGAACCCUGGUUUUCGCGACCCUGGUAGUUUUCUGGACUGCACUACAUCUCAACUCCCUCGACACCAUACGGCAAGCCGCGAUACAGGAUCCACUCACCGCGAAUAUCCAAGAAUCGCGUCUUCACCUGCUCAUUGUAGCUACGAGUAGUGGCCUCGAUUUGUGCCGCCUUCUUCUCUCCGCGUCGGUGCUCUUGUACCCACCUCCAGUUCUUAUCGACUGGGCAGGAGCGGGCGCCUUCAACGCUGCAGAAACCCACCUUGCAAAAAUCGCGGGUCCUCUUCGCUACCUCGAGAGUCUGUCCCCCACACACGAAACAGACAUAGUCCUACUGGUGGAUGGCUUCGAUGUUACGUUUCAGCUCGGUCCGGAUGUCUUGCUAAAGCGUUACUUCGAAGAAACGGCUGCCGCCAAUGAUCGGCUGGUCACCAGGUACGGCAAAAGCCAUGUGCGGAAACACAACAUGUACAACAGCAUCCUUUUCGGCCCUGACAAAGUAUGCUGGCCAGAAGAUGUUAUUCGCUUAGCGUGCUGGGUCGUUCCUGACUCACCUCUUCACCCCGACGCUUUUGGCCCUUACACCGACGGAUGGGGUGAUAUGAAUCACGCAAGACCGCGCUGGCUGAACUCAGGCACCAUCAUCGGGCCCGCUGGUGAAAUGCGCGAGAUGUUUCGUGCAACUCAAGAAAAGAUCAAGCAGACGUACAAUCCCGAAGAUGUACUGCGCAAUUCCGAUCAGAAGUACUUGGCAGACGUAUGGGGCGACCAAGAGUAUGCGCGCAUACUAUCGCAUGGAGAUAAGCCAUACGGGAUGCCCGAAGGGGUACAGGAAAUCGACCUACCAACGCUCAAGGAAGGCGAAGUGACUGAAUAUCAUAUCGGGCUGGACUAUCGAUCGAGCCUAUUCCAAACAGCUGCGGGGUAUAGGAACUACAUUGCUUGGAUGACGACGAACCGAUCCUCGCUUCCUUCAUCAUCGAAAUCCGUCGAGCCGUACCGGAUUGAUCUACAGGAGGACGUGCUGCACUCAAGGAAGCCAUUUGCUGCUAUCUCAGAUGAUACGGCCCUGAAGGAGACUUCAUGGCGAGAUGUGUCUCUGGGUUUCAAUACGGUUACUGGUCAGCCUUUCCCAGUGCUCCACUUCACAGGCGACAAGUCAUUCCGAGACACUUGGUGGCCCCGCAUGUGGUACUCUGGAGAGGCCGAGCGCCUUCAACGUGCAGCAUCUCAAAUACAAGACAGGAAGAUUGGGUCAGGCCCUAUCAAUGGAGUUCGGUGGACCAAGAACAUGCCAUACGAUAGUAAAGUAGGCGAGCCAGAGGAGAAGUCAGGGGGUUGGAGUGACCAGGGGGAGUCGCUCUCGUGGAAGUCUCUUUGCAAGUCGCAUGAGCCUGCGCUGUACAGUGUAGAGGCAGAGGAAGUCUCGUUUUGGGACACUAUAUACCAUUGA